GUGCUGCAGCUAGCCUCGCCGGCUCUCGUUGACAGUCACUCACCUCACGUCCUCGCCACUUAAACUUCUACUAUAAAUUAGUUAACUGCUACAGAGCUGAAUGACAGUGGUUGUGCUGUUUGUGUGUCACUGUUUUGCAAAAGAGUCAUGCAGCUGAUGCAUUAAAAAUGAGAGAAGGAGUGCGUGUUGUGUGACUCAGCUCUUGUUUAGUGAUGGAGAAGCCCUGGAGGCUGUGGGGGACAGUGGAGCGGUGUACCCUGACUCUGGCCUCCUGGUCCUGGGGUGCCUGUCGUGUCUCCCUGUUGGCCCUAAUCCUAACCUUUCAUUUAUAUGGAGGAUUUUUUCUCCUAGCUCUCAUCCUAGCCUCUGUGGCGGGCAUCCUCUACAAAUUCCAGGAUGUGCUCCUCUACUUCCCCGACCAGCCCUCCUCCUCUCGCCUUUAUGUCCCUAUGCCAACAGGAAUCCCACAUGAGAAUGUGUACAUUCGCACCAAGGAUGGUGUGAAGCUCAACCUUAUCCUGCUUCGCUACACAGGAGGGGACAUGCCUCCUGGAGUCACCCCUGGUAAUCAAAGCAGCCCCUCUUCCUCCGCUCCACCUACCAUCCUUUAUUUCCAUGGUAAUGCAGGCAAUAUUGGUCACAGGGUGCCAAAUGCUCUGCUGAUGCUGGUCAAUCUGAAAGCCAACGUAGUGCUGGUGGACUAUCGUGGCUAUGGAAAGAGUGAGGGUGAGCCCAGUGAGGAUGGGCUGUACCUGGAUGCGGAGGCCACGCUGGACUAUGUCAUGACCCGUCCUGAUCUGGACAAGACAAAGGUGGUACUAUUUGGCCGCUCAUUAGGUGGUGCUGUGGCCGUGCGCUUGGCAUCAGCCAAUCCUCACCGUGUAGCAGCCAUUAUUGUUGAAAAUACCUUCCUCAGCAUCCCACACAUGGCAGCAACACUCUUCUCCUUCUUGCCCAUGCGCCUGUUGCCCUUGUGGUGCUAUAGAAAUCAGUUCCUGUCCUAUCGGCAGGUGGCGCUGUGCCGCAUGCCUUCUCUGUUUGUUUCUGGUCUGUCAGACCAGCUCAUCCCACCAGUCAUGAUGAAACAACUGUAUGAGCUGUCUCCUGCACGGACUAAACGUCUGGCUAUAUUUCCAGAGGGCACACACAACGACACGUGGCAGUGUCAGGGCUACUUCGCUGCUUUGGAGCAGUUCAUAAAAGACCUGAUGAAGAGCCAUGCCCAUGAGGAGAACGCUCAGCCCUCUGCUAGUGUCACCAUUAUCUGAAGGGACUGACUACAGGUUAUGGGGCUGGAUGAAGGAAAGGCUGUCACGAAAUUGUUGAAACUGACUAAAUAGAUUUUUGGGAAGAAUGUACAUUUUUUUAUGCUUUUAUCCGGGUUUUUAUUUUAUUUCACUCUUUUUACCUUUCUGUAAAUGUAAAAUUUUUGUCAAAUUGAUAUGACUAAUUCAAUUGUUUGAGAAAGGGAAACAUUGCCCUCAUAGGUUAUUUUGUGGUUCAACUAUGAAUGCAUGUACUUGUGACCUUUUUAUGAAUGGAGCCUGAGCAUACAUGCUCACACUGAAAGACAUGUCACAACCAUAAAAGACUUAGCUGUGGUGCGUCUACUGAAAUUAAUUACAAUCACUGAUACAAUUGCGCAUAGUAUAAUGAUCAUAUGAGGACCUACGGUAUAUUGGUGACAACAGAUUACUACUGCAAUCAAAUUACACUUCUGAAAUACAAAAUCAGACACUGAUAAUAUGUGAGCCCAUAUUGUGUGUAUAUAUAUAUAUAUAUAAAUGUUUUGUCAAUACAUUGCACUUUUUUUCAAAAUUGUAGUUUAAUCUAAUCCGAGCAAUACUUACAGGAACAUAUGGAUGUUUUUUUUUCUUUCCCCCUUUGGUGAGGAAAUAAUAUCGAGUGCUUGCUGCAGCUUGGUAUGUCAUGACAUUGUAGUGAUCAAUAUAUAUAUAUAUGUACCCUUGAAAAUUUUUGUUUGGCACAAUAACAUAAAGAAUUGUGCUGAUGAGUAUUUAUAUUCAGCCAAAAAAAGUAAUUUGUUGGCUGAGAUAAAGAGGUCCAAGUUUGUCCCCAUCAAAAAUAAGUUAUUUAGAUAUUUUUUCUUGUCAAACUUCUUGUGUUUCUGGGUUUCUGGGAUAAGCUAAAGAUAUUCUUCCUGUUAUUGUGUCCUGUUGAAACACAACUAGCUCACAGGAUUGUCUGUACUCUUAAAAUUGGUUUAGAGCAUUUGCUCUGUGUGUAGUCUGUCUUGAUACAGCACUGUAACAUGCUCAUAUGAACUUACAAAAGGUUAGAAGAUGUUGUACUCCUCCUGUCCAUACUAGCUGUGAAGAGAGUUCAGUCAAAGUGAAAAAUGAGGCUUCAGCAGUCAGUUAGCCAAAUCAAGUGGAUGCUUUCCAGAGUUGAGCUGCCUCUUUAGUGCAGAAUUCACUUUUUUGCAUCACAAUUUCUCUUCUGCAGAUUGACAAGAAACACUUUGAAAGAUACUCACUCAUUUUGUUAAACUCCAAGUGCUGAAGCCUCAUAUUAGCUUCAGUUGAACUUUUUGACUACUAACUCUUUCAAUGUACAUACAUAUGAGCAUGACAGUAUUGUAUUAAGAUAGUCUUGUAAAAUCUGAAUCUGUCCUUAUUAAUUAUUGGAAAUUAAAAUGAAAACUUAACAAACGUUAUUUGUUAUUAUCAUGAGCAUAAUUCUCAUUUGGAGGUUUCGAGGUUCUCGUCUCACCCCGUGCGUAUGUGGCAAAAUGGCUUUACUCACUUGGAGGGCUUUUAAUGAGCUAAUUAACCUUUCCUGCAUGUCUUCCAGGGGAUGGAGCAGAGCCUGACAAUUUAAAACACUGUUAUCUGCUCAUGCUUUCAAAAUGCAGCACGCUGCACUGCAGAGGUAUCAAAGCCAUUAAAAUACACAAACGGAUUUCCUUAGCCAUAUGUGAUACUGUUUGUUCAACAGUAUGCUAAACAAAAUUAAACACCAAAAGACCAAAUACGUUUGUGUCAGUGUGUUAACAACUUGAACAACGGUGUAAAGGCUACUAUGAAUGUAAAUUGUGGUCUUAACUGAACAAGUGUGCUUUAUAAGAAAUAAUGUACUGAUGUAAUGAUCUUUUCUCCCUUUUUUGUGUGACAUCUUCCCAGCAGUGGCACUGAACGGUUUGACAUUUUUGUAAUAUAUCUAACCCUAUGAUCUGUUAGAUGCAGUUUUAUUAUUUUUACCCAUCAUAUGUUAUCACAUUGUGCAAUCUGAUUUUGUAUGUGAUUACAUACUCCUGUCCUUCCACUCGCUUACUUUUACACUCUGCUCUUAUAUUGCUUUGCACCCUCUCUUCAUUUAAGAAAAAUUGUAGAAACUUGACAUCAUUCACUUGAUUAUGUUGUUUUGGUGGCUGGCCUAAUGCAAAAUUAAUAAUAAAUAAAAUAUUGUGUUGGUUUUUAUCCUGAAAUGUGUUGUUACUGUCAAGACCCUGUUGUUGAAAAGAAAUGGAAUCAAACUGAAUGUCUGUUCAUUUUUUACAAAGCAAAUCAUUUGCUAGGUAUUGUGCUACUGCACUAUGGAGCUUACUUUUAUAUGUUCUUCUGCUUGUUAAUAAAGUGGAAUGAAUGCUGUUGAAAGUGUUGGCAUAGUGUGAAAUUUGUGAGUUGCAUUUGCAAGCUGGCAUGUUGUUAUGUUGAGUCUUGGCAGUUUUUCUGUAAUGAGCCUGCGCAGUGUUGCCAUUAUUUCUGUUCAUUUACCUUGACUUGCAGUGACUCCACAUUGAAGAAACAUUGAUGGGAUAUCUGAACAGUCAGACAUCUGAAUGACUCAUCAUUAUCUUUAGUAUGAAGCAAUCAGCUUAAGGAAUUUUCCAUUUUAGAGUUGUUUCUUUUCUAUUUCAGAACAAUGUCAACUUAUUUUGUAAGCACACAUUUUCACUUUCUAUUUUCUGUACUGUAACAUGUAAUAAAAUUGAUAC
Messenger RNA from Scomber scombrus (Atlantic mackerel), 3958 nucleotides. RefSeq names its product abhydrolase domain containing 13 (gene abhd13). NCBI's taxonomy places the organism in Eukaryota, Metazoa, Chordata, Actinopteri, Scombriformes, Scombridae. Gene Ontology annotation, molecular function: palmitoyl-(protein) hydrolase activity. The transcript is spliced from 2 exons. Gene Ontology annotation, cellular component: membrane. The record is from RefSeq and is a predicted model, not a curated record. The coding region runs from base 213 to 1268 and encodes 351 amino acids.